Cladophialophora psammophila CBS 110553 is the source of this 1143-nucleotide messenger RNA. RefSeq lists its product as uncharacterized. The transcript has a single exon. Lineage: Eukaryota; Fungi; Ascomycota; Eurotiomycetes; Chaetothyriales; Herpotrichiellaceae. Gene Ontology annotation, biological process: cellular response to oxidative stress; hydrogen peroxide catabolic process; response to reactive oxygen species. Gene Ontology annotation, molecular function: heme binding; peroxidase activity. The record is from RefSeq and is a predicted model, not a curated record. The coding region runs from base 1 to 1143 and encodes 380 amino acids.
AUGGCUUCCGCUACAAGUGUUCGAACCUUUAUCAAGGUGGUGCCUAAGAACGCCGCUUCACCAACUUGGUCUCUUCGUAUCGCCACUCGUCCCGCGAGCAAGAGCCUUGCAAGGCCGGUCUUCCAACGGUGCUCCCGGCGCCAUUUUUCAUCUCAGCCCCCACGCCAAUCCAACAAUAUUGGCACCAUGGGACUGAUAGCCGCCAUUGCUCUUCUCGCGGGUGGCGGGUACUACUUCAAUACUCAAGUUGCGGAGAGACAGACCAAGCCAAAGGCCGGAGCUCAAACCGCCAGCGUCUUCAAGCCGUCUGCCGAAGAUUACCAAAAGGUGUACAAUGCUAUUGCAAAAGCUAUUUGGGACAACGACGAGUAUGACGACGGGUCAUAUGGGCCUGUUCUACUUCGGUUGUCGUGGCACACAUCCGGAUCUUACGAUGCCGCAACCGGCACUGGGGGGAGCAAUGGUGCCACCAUGCGAUUCGCGCCAGAAAGCCAGUACGUUCCCAACAAAGGCCUGGAAAAUGCUCGCAAUUUCUUGGAACCUAUCAAAGCCCAGUUUCCCUGGAUCACCUACUCGGAUCUCUGGACUCUGGCGGGUGUCUGCGCCGUUCAGGAAAUGCAAGGACCCAUUGUCCCGUGGCGGCCUGGUCGACAAGACCGAGACGUCUCUUAUUGCUCACCCGAGGGCCGUCUACCAGAUGGGGAAAAGGACCAACAUCACGUCCGGGCCGUCUUUAACAGAAUGGGGUUCACCGACCAAGAAACGGUGGCUCUCAUCGGCGCCCACGCCGUCGGGCGCUGCCACCCGGACAGAUCCGGUUUCGACGGGCCCUGGACUUUCUCUCCGACAGUGUUCACCAACGAGUACUUCCGGCUGCUUGUGGAGGAGAAAUGGGGAUGGCGCAACUGGAAGGGGCCCAAACAAUACCAGGACCAGACCAGCAAGAGCCUCAUGAUGCUGCCCACAGACAUGUCGCUGAAACAGGACCCCAAGUUCAGGAAAUACGUCGAGAUUUAUGCCAAAGACGGCGACAAGUUCUUCAACGACUUCUCCGCCGCCUACUGCAAGUUGCUUGAGCUGGGGGUGCCCUUCGACAGCAGGCCCGAGGACAGAAUCACCUUCAAACCGACUAUCGAAUCGUAA